CACACACACGGCUUGGAUGUCUCUCAGGGUGGUAGUGUGGUGUGUGGUCGUGAUGGUGGGGUCGUACUCAGCUUCCCAGAAAUAUGACGACCAUCCAGGGGUACCCGCCAGGUAUAAUUACAGGUACGGCGUCCAACAUAACCCUACAGCUGUUGACUUCAGCCAUCAGGAAACACGGGAAGCCACUCAGACGUUAGGGGAAUACCACGUCAUGUUACCUGAUGGGCGGGUCCAGGUGGUCAGGUACACUGCCAAUCAGGAUGGCUACGAGGCUCAGGUGUCCUACAAGAGGGAUGGCUUAGUUCUGAUUGAUAAUGUACCUGCUGUUUAUAAGCCGGGUCCUGUGUCCAGUAAUCCGGGUUAUGUGUCCAGUAAACCGGGUUCUGUUCCUUCUAAGCCAGGUCCUGUCCCUCCAAAGCCGGGUCCUGUCCCUCCAAAGCCGGGUCCUACCCCUCCAAAGCCGGGUCCGACCCCUCCAAAGCCACCACUUGCCUCUCCCCCUGCCCCAAUACCCACCUUCCCACCUGCCCCUCCCAAGCCAAUUCCUGCCCCUCCAAAGCCAGACACUGCCCCUAAAAAGCCAGCACCCGCACCCGCCCCAUUACCCACCUAUCCACCCGCCCCAGUCUAUCCUUCUGGUCCCACCAAGCCAGUCCCAACCCAUCCCAAGCCAGUCCCAACCCAUCCCAAGCCAGUCCCAACCCAUCCCAAGCCAGUCCCAGCCCAUCCCAAGCCACGGAAGUCCCAAUUUAAGAGGCCCUACCCACGACCUCCCCCUCCCCCCAUUUUUUCCCCAAUUCGACCCCACUCCUAUUUUGGGGUGUAUUUCCCAGCAGACCCCAGUUCCUAUAGACCUAGUCCCUAUAGACCCUAGUAAUCAGUCCCAAAUUCUUCCUAUAUCCUGUUCUAUCCUCUUCUAUAUGACCCGUUCUUAUAUAUCCUGCCAUAUCGCGAACCUAACCAAAACCUAACCUAAAUCUAACGUAACCUAACCAAAGUCUAACCAAAGUCUAACGUAACUUACAAGGUCUAUUUUAAACAGAUCUUAAUAUUGAAGACGGAGAAAAUAUUGAAAAUAACUUAGGCCUAUGUGUGGAAUGUGGGUUAACUAGGCCUAUUUCAGACAGAUCUUAAUGUGGAAGACUAAGAAAUAAUUAAUAAAAAUGUUUAGGCCUAUUGGAAAUGUGAUGGAUAUUUAACUAGGCCUAUUUUUUUGUGUCUGAAUAAAUGUUAUGAUUGUUA
Homarus americanus (American lobster) is the source of this 1242-nucleotide messenger RNA. RefSeq names its product vegetative cell wall protein gp1-like. Gene Ontology annotation, cellular component: extracellular matrix. The coding region runs from base 17 to 874 and encodes 285 amino acids. The record is from RefSeq and is a predicted model, not a curated record. NCBI's taxonomy places the organism in Eukaryota, Metazoa, Arthropoda, Malacostraca, Decapoda, Nephropidae. The transcript is spliced from 3 exons.